CGGGUAUGUCAGAUGUAUACGAGUUGGAGUUCAGGAUACAACACAGCUAAAAGGAUAAAUUGUUAAAUUUGAGGAUUGUUGGAGAAUAUCUAUUUUUGGAUGAAUGAAUACUGCGUGUUUUACCACCUCUCAGCGUACUUCAUGUCUCACGAUGAAUCCGGAUCUAUUCAAACCUUGUCCAGAACAUGGCCAAGUUAUUAUUCCUACUAAACCGAACAAGACCAAAUCGGAACAAAUCAAACCAGAUCUCGCCCAGGUGGUGACUGAUUCCAAGACAGGAAAAUCUUACAGCAAAGGAAAGCUUCUGGGAAAGGGUGGCUUUGCACGAUGCUAUGAAAUGACAGACCUUUCCAGCAACAAAAUGUAUGCUGUGAAGGUGAUACCACAGAGCAGGGUGUCAAAACCUCAUCAGAGGGAUAAGAUAACAAAUGAAAUCGAACUUCACAAAACCCUACAUCACAAACAUGUGGUGAAGUUCUCCCAUCACUUCGAAGACCAAGACAACAUCUAUAUUUUCCUUGAGCUCUGCAGUAGAAAGUCCCUGGCACACAUUUGGAAAGCAAGACACACAUUGACAGACCCAGAAGUGCGGUACUACCUCCGGCAGAUCAUAUCUGGGCUGAAGUACCUUCACAACAGAGGCAUCCUUCACAGGGAUCUCAAAUUAGGCAAUUUCUUUGUGAAUGAGAACAUGGAGUUGCGUUUGGGAGACUUUGGGCUUGCUGCGAAGUUGGAAAAAGUCGAGCAGAGGAAGAAAACAAUCUGUGGAACGCCAAACUACCUUGCCCCCGAGGUGUUGAACAGGCAGGGCCAUGGAACAGAGUCUGACGUCUGGUCACUAGGUUGUGUAAUGUACACACUGAUGUGCGGGAACCCUCCCUUUGAAACCCUUGACCUGAAGGAGACAUACAAGUGUAUCAAGGAGGUAAAAUACAACCUGCCCUCGACCCUGUCUCCUGCGGCUCAGAAGCUCAUCUCUGGCAUUUUGCAGAAGGACCCCAGUGACCGCCUCACACUAGACCAAAUCCUGAACCACCAAUUCUUCACCAAGGCUUUCACCCCGGAUAAACUGCCUCCCAGCAGCUGUGUGACAGUGCCAGAGCUCAACCCGCCCAGCCCUGCCAAGAGGUUUUUCACAAAGAUGGCCAAGAGUCUCUUUGGCAAGAGAAAAUCCAAAGUGGAGAAGAACCAUUGUGAAGAGCGAGAGAGCAUCUCCAAACUUGUGUCAGGCAUCGUCAAAUGCUCCAUCAGUCGCCAGAUGAGUUACAAAACAGUUUGCACCGAUGAGGCUCCCCCUCCCACGGUAGGCCAGCAAGUCAGCUCUGGUCUGCUGGAUACACCAGCUGAGGAGGAGUCCAGGAAGUCUGCAGCAUCACGCUCCUUUAAAGGCACGGUGGCCAGCAGCACAGAGCCGUGUGAAGAUGGCCUUACCCCUGCGUCUAUAGCUGAGUCGGCCAUGAAGGUCCUCAACAGCUGUUUGUCUGCCAUGCCUGCAGCUACAAGAAACCCGCCAUGUCUUUCCAGGCCCAAAUCCUUUAUCUGGGUUACAAAGUGGGUUGAUUAUUCCAACAAAUAUGGCUUUGGCUACCAGCUCUCCAAUCAAAACAUUGGUGUGCUUUUCAAUGAAGGGACACACUUGAGUCUCUGUGAUCAACGCACGACUGUGCACUACUGCUUGACCAACAACAAACACUUCACCUUCCAGGCCAGUGCUUUACCAGAGCAGCUCUGCAGUCAGAAGCAGAUCGUGGAGCUGAUGGCCAACUACAUGGAACAGAACCUCAUGGAGGGUGGCGAUCUCCACUGUGAAGACCAGCCUCCCUCCCCGCCGCCACUCCUUCUGCAGUGGGUGAAGACCGACCAUGCUCUGGUGAUGCUCUUCAACAACGGUACCCUGCAGGUGAAUUUCUACACCGACCACACCAAGAUCAUCCUGUGCAAGUCCUCCGACUCUUACCUACUGACCUACAUCAGCCGCGAACGCGUCUCCUACACAUACCUCCUGAGCAUGCUGUCAGAAAUGGGCUGUUCUGCCGAGCUGAGGCACCGCAUGCGCUACGUGGUCCAGCUGCUCCAACAUCACGGAGAUUCAUAAUGGACCCACAGCUCAAGUAAGGUGAUGUUGCCCCGAGACGCUGAAUUUUUUUUUUUGCCCACUAAUGGUUAGGAUUGGGGGAGGGGAUGCUGAUCGUGGCUCUGUACCGAGGGAAAACUUCACCCCCCAGGGCCAUGACUCUGGGCGCCAUCCCUGAGUCUCAACCAACCUGCUGCUUUCUGUUCCCACUGGGAGCAAAUGACCAGGAGGCUCUGUUCAUUCAGGGAGUCCUCCCCAAUCUUAGGCUAGUGUCUGGCCUCUUUGGACUAUGGUGCCCUUGUUUGUUUUUGAAUGAACCUAUAUUCUGACUACAGUAUCACACUACUGGCUUGAUUCACUUCAUGCACACAAACCUGACCCUGUUCUCUCAGCUCAUGCUCAGACCUGAUUCUGAAAUGGCAGUGGGAUCACAAGCUGCCAAGUGACCCCCCCAAUGUCAACUGUGAAGUUCGUCUUCGCUUUUUUUAUGCUUUGACAUCGCUUGCCUUUUUUAUGAUAAUUACACUUCACUAAUUGGUACACAACAGCAUACGGAGGGCAAUGGGUGUGACAACUUUCACUUUCUUUGGAUUCGCAGUAAUUUUACCACUAGUUUUUAGCUAUAGAUACCAGAAGGUUAUUUUUUUUAACCUUAACUGGGUAAUAUAGAUUUUUAGUGUUCAGUUGAAAAAGGCUGCGCUACAUUGCAUUGUUUGACAAAGGGGAUAAAGUGCCUUUGAGGGAUGUCUGCCUGUAUUGUGCAAUAACAGCCCUUUUUGGAUGUGGUGGCAUGAGAUGGUCUACGGAGGCAAGUAGUUUUUUUACUUGGAAUUGGUUAACUUCAAAUGUCUGAAUAGCACUAGUGUCACUACCUGGUAUAAGCUUUUGAUAAAAUGGUAUAUAAACCCUGUAAUAUCAGUAUGUAAUAAAAUAAAAAAUAAGUAUUGUGUUUAUCAUACUGUACCAUCCUUUGGUUUACAUUGCCGUCUCUACCCAGAGUUGGAUCCUUAAACUGUGAUUCCUGAGUGCAAGUAUUAUACAACUUCCAGGUAAUGUCUUGUCAAAUCCAAUAUUUUGAAAGCAUCUGCUUCAGAAUCUUUAUUUUUGUGCACAAUAAUGUCCUGUAUUUAUUUUAUUUAUACAUUUAUUUAUUGUGUAAUUGUAUGGUCUUGACACAUGGGAAAUGUUCAAUAUGAUCACCUUUGUGCUAUAUUGGCGUAAAAUAAAGUUUAUGUAAAUAA
Oncorhynchus tshawytscha (Chinook salmon) is the source of this 3315-nucleotide messenger RNA. RefSeq names its product polo-like kinase 3 (Drosophila) (gene plk3). Gene Ontology annotation, cellular component: centrosome; cytoplasm; nucleus. The record is from RefSeq and is a predicted model, not a curated record. Lineage: Eukaryota; Metazoa; Chordata; Actinopteri; Salmoniformes; Salmonidae. Bases 104 to 2095 code for a protein of 663 amino acids. Gene Ontology annotation, biological process: mitotic cell cycle; DNA damage response; regulation of cytokinesis. Gene Ontology annotation, molecular function: protein serine/threonine kinase activity; protein binding; ATP binding. The transcript is spliced from 15 exons.